Myxocyprinus asiaticus (Chinese sucker) is the source of this 1284-nucleotide messenger RNA. Its product is annotated as 26S proteasome regulatory subunit 10B-like. The record is from RefSeq and is a predicted model, not a curated record. Gene Ontology annotation, biological process: positive regulation of RNA polymerase II transcription preinitiation complex assembly. Gene Ontology annotation, cellular component: proteasome regulatory particle, base subcomplex; cytosolic proteasome complex. The transcript is spliced from 10 exons. Gene Ontology annotation, molecular function: proteasome-activating activity; ATP binding; ATP hydrolysis activity. Bases 277 to 1143 code for a protein of 288 amino acids. Lineage: Eukaryota; Metazoa; Chordata; Actinopteri; Cypriniformes; Catostomidae.
CAGUGGAGAAAUAUGCUUUUUUUCAGAGUGCACUUACGCCAUCUACCCGUAGGGGCUGAUACUGCUGAAGCUAAAUUGGUUGAGUGCCCGGUUUGUCCUGUAUGUGGCGGUAAAGUGCCGUCAGAUUGAUAAUUAACAGCACGAAGAAGCGAGAGCGGCGCGGCAGUGAACAUGGCGGAUAGCUGGGUGAAAGGUUUACAAGACUACCGAAAGAAUCUAUUGGAGCACAAAGAGAUUGACGGACGCCUUAAAGAAUGUAAGAGUCAUCUCUGAUUCAUGAAGCAGCUGAAACAGGUUCAUGUAAAUAAACACUUCCUAUCGCUUUAUGAUGACCUGGAAUGCUCUGUUGCAGUGAGAGAGCAACUGAAGGAGCUCACCAAACAGUAUGAGAAGUCUGAGAAUGAUCUGAAAGCUUUACAGAGUGUGAGGCAGAUUGUUGGUGAGGUGCUGAAACAACUGACAGAAGAGAAGUUUAUUGUCAAAGCAACCAAUGGCCCACGUUAUGUUGUUGGAUGUCGUAGACAGCUGGAUAAAACCAAGCUUAAACCAGGCACUAGAGUGGCUCUGGACAUGACGACUCUGACUAUUAUGAGGUAUUUGCCUCGUGAAGUGGACCCUCUGGUGUACAACAUGUCCCAUGAAGAUCCUGGCAGUGUUUCUUACUCCGAGAUUGGUGGAUUGUCCGAGCAGAUCCGUGAGCUGAGAGAGGUAAUUGAGCUACCUCUGACCAAUCCAGAGCUUUUCCGGAGGGUGGGCAUAAUCCCUCCUAAGGGCUUCCUACUCUACAGACCCCCAGGCACAGGAAAGACCCUUCUUGCCAGAACAGUGGCCAGUCAGCUGGACUGCAAUUUCCUAAAGGUUGUGUCCAGUUCCAUUGUUGAUAAGUACAUUGGUGAGAGUGCCAGACUCAUCCGAGAGAUGUUUAACUAUGCCAGAGACCACCAGCCCUGCAUUAUCUUCAUGGAUGAGAUUGAUGCCAUUGGUAAUCAUAUUCUCCACAUGUUAAUCCAAGAAAUUCUUCUAGGAGGAAUUAACAGGAAUUGUUUGGUUGUUCUAGUGGAUUUAACAUAUACUUUGUCUUUGAAGGUGGAUGUCGGUUUUCUGAAGGAACAUCUGCAGAUAGAGAGAUCCAGAGGACACUGAUGGAGGUAUGUUUGCCAUCCGUGCCGAUCAUGAGUAUGUGACUCAGGAGGAUUUCAUGAAGGCUGUGAGGAAGUUGGCAGAUUCUAAAAAGCUGGAGUCCAAGCUGGAUUACAAGCCUGUAUAAUACACCAUGUUUGUGCA